AUGUAUUUAAUUUAUUUCCUCGACGAGCCGGAAACCGCAUUUACACUUAAAGAGUGGUAUCGUGUGCAAGAUGCCAAGAUCUACACAGAGAAUUUUCUUUUCCAGAAAACUGACCCAACAGGCUGCCAGCCCAACUCGGCUCAUCCUGCUCGAUUCUCGCCAGAUGACAAAUACUCUCGACAGAGCGUGACCAUAAAGAAAAGAUUGAUCCUUUUAACCCAAACACCAAAACCAGUGAUUGUUGAUUGGCAAUGCCAUCUGCGCAUUUUCAUUUCUGAAGACUAG
This is a messenger RNA of Pomacea canaliculata, 285 nucleotides long. Its product is annotated as H/ACA ribonucleoprotein complex subunit 3-like. Gene Ontology annotation, biological process: positive regulation of telomerase RNA localization to Cajal body; ribosome biogenesis; snRNA pseudouridine synthesis. The record is from RefSeq and is a predicted model, not a curated record. Gene Ontology annotation, cellular component: box H/ACA snoRNP complex; box H/ACA telomerase RNP complex. NCBI's taxonomy places the organism in Eukaryota, Metazoa, Mollusca, Gastropoda, Architaenioglossa, Ampullariidae. Gene Ontology annotation, molecular function: telomerase RNA binding; box H/ACA snoRNA binding.